CUUUGUUAUUAUUAUCAACACAUACUACAGAUACACUCACAAUAAUUCUGUCCAUUUAUCACCAUAGAAUUGCAAAGUAGAAGAAACAGUCCUCGAUCAUCGAGUGGAAAACUAGCAAUUUGAAGCACCAGAACCGAUGGAAGUUGGCAGGAAAAUCGGGGCCUUGCUCGGGGAGGAGCGCGGCCUGAAUCUCAAAGAAACUGAGCUGUGCCUUGGCCUGCCCGGCGGAGGUUGUGGUGGAAGUGAAAGUGACUCGAUUAAAAUUACUGGGAAGAGAGGAUAUUCAGAGACUGUUGAUCUGAAACUCAAACUUCAGUCCAAUGAAUCAGCUUCAGAUCUGAAGGAAACAAUGAAAAAUUCAUCCAAAGAGAAGACUGCUGUUCCCUCCAAGGAUCCAAUCAAGCCACCAGCCAAGGCACAGGUGGUGGGAUGGCCACCAGUCAGGUCAUUCCGCAAGAAUAUUAUGAGCCAAAAGAGCACCAAUGGAGAGACUGAGAAGGCAGCAUUUGUGAAGGUUUCCAUGGAUGGUGCGCCUUAUCUUCGUAAGGUGGAUUUGAAACUCUACAAGAGUUAUCAAGAACUCUCUGAUGCCUUGGCCAAGAUGUUCAGUUCAUUCACUAUGGGAAAUUAUGGGACUCAAGGUAUGAUCGAUUUUAUGAAUGAAAGCAAAUUGAUGGAUCUCUUGAACAGUUCUGAGUAUGUGCCCACCUAUGAAGAUAAGGAUGGUGACUGGAUGCUUGUGGGCGAUGUACCAUGGGAGAUGUUUGUUGAUUCCUGCAAGCGCCUUCGCAUAAUGAAAGGAUCAGAAGCUAUUGGACUUGCUCCAAGAGCCAUGGAAAAAUGCAAGAGCAGGUGCUAAAUCAUAUUCACCACUUCUAUCGACCCUACAUUAAUGAAGCACAUGUGUAUCGUUUCAAGAUGUAGUUUCUAUACGGCCGUAUUUUGUUCUCUUUUUCUUUUUCCUUUUUUCUAUUUUCCGGGUUCGUAUCGUGUCUGUAAUUUGUUUCAUAGUAUAUAGAUAUGAAAGAUCUUGAGACAUUUGUAAUGGGCAAUAAGCAAUGCACUUAUCUAUUGUCUGCUGGAUUGUUUAUGACUAAUGGCUUGCUUAAUAAUCACUUUUUUCUUGUUGUUCU
Olea europaea var. sylvestris is the source of this 1133-nucleotide messenger RNA. Its product is annotated as auxin-responsive protein IAA14-like. The record is from RefSeq and is a predicted model, not a curated record. The transcript is spliced from 5 exons. Lineage: Eukaryota; Viridiplantae; Streptophyta; Magnoliopsida; Lamiales; Oleaceae. Bases 137 to 859 code for a protein of 240 amino acids. Gene Ontology annotation, molecular function: protein binding. Gene Ontology annotation, biological process: regulation of DNA-templated transcription. Gene Ontology annotation, cellular component: nucleus.